ACGCGCGGCGCCGAGUCCGCCGCCUGCAGAAACACCCGCCCCGCGCUUGGCGGCGCGGCCCCGGCAGCAGUGAGGCCGGGCGGCCCGGCGGCCCGCGCCCUCCCGUCAGGCAGCCAUGCAGAGCCCCUCCGGGAACGCGAGCCGCGGACUGACGGGCGGGCCGCCCUCUACGGUGGCCUCCGGGGCGGGCCGCUGCGAGAGCGGCGCGCUCAUGCACAGUUUCGGCAUCUUCCUGCAGGGGCUGCUCGGCGUCGUGGCCUUCAGCACGUUGAUGCCAGGACCACCUGUUCCAUCUUUGUCCCAAGCUGACCUUAAGUUGCAUCUCAAGAUUUCCCUGGCCGUUCCCUUUCCCACACUUUUAUUAGUCAAACGCUUCAGAGAACCAAAGCAUGAAAGACGUCCAUGGAGGAUAUGGUUUUUAGACACUUCCAAACAAGCCAUAGGGAUGCUGUUCAUCCACUUUGCAAAUGUGUACCUAGCAGAUCUCACUGAAGAGGACCCUUGUUCGCUGUACCUCAUCAACUUUCUCCUGGAUGCCACCGUGGGCAUGCUGCUCAUCUACAUAGGUGUGCGUGCUGUCAGCGUCCUGGUGGAGUGGCAGCAGUGGGAGUCCCUGCGCUUUGGCGAAUAUGGAGACCCUCUGCAGUGUGGUGCCUGGGUUGGGCAGUGUGCCCUUUACAUCGUGAUUAUGAUCUUUGAAAAGUCUGUUGUCUUCAUCGUACUCCUCAUCCUUCAGUGGAAAAAGGUGGCCCUACUGAAUCCUAUUGAAAACCCAGACCUGAAACUGGCCAUUGUCAUGCUGAUCGUCCCCUUCUUUGUCAAUGCUUUGAUGUUUUGGGUAGUAGACAAUUUCCUCAUGAGAAAAGGGAAGACGAAAGCUAAGCUGGAAGAGAGAGGAGCAAACCAGGACUCCAGGAAUGGGAGCAAGGUCCGCUACCGAAGGGCUGCGUCCCACGAGGAGUCUGAGUCUGAGAUCCUGAUCUCGGCUGACGACGAGAUGGAGGAGUCCGACAUGGAGGAGGACCUCCGCAGACUGACCCCCCUCAAGCCUGGGAAGAAAAAGAAGCACCGCUUUGGGCUGCCUGUAUGACACAUUCCAGUGCUGGGGGUGACAGGUUUGAGGCCCAGCCAGCUGCUGUGUCAGCAGAUGGUCGCCCCACAGUGUCAGCCCUCCCGUCCUCUCUCUGCCUCUCCUCUUCUACCUCCACUCCUCCUGCUGUCUCUGCCCACUCUCCGCCCACUCCCAGACUACUGUGACUUAAACAGAGGGAAGAGGAACCAGCGCCCAAGUGGGCCGUGGGCAGCUGGAGGUCCCCCGCUCAGUUGCACUACAAACACUGACCAAAUAUGCAAGCCAAGAGCUUUGUUUGUUCGUUGUUGUCCUGGACAGUGCUGUGAGGGACCUCAAAGCCCCUGUCCUGUGUCUGACUGGGUGACAUGGUAGAAAACACAGGUACUCACAGAGCUCCCUGAGGCUGCAGGCAGUGUGGACACAUGACAUGCUUGGGGCUAAAAGUCACUCAUUGACCAAGUUGGAACGGAAAUGCUUUCUUACUCAAAGUGGCUUUUGUAACUCUUGAUUUCUAGAGCCGGUUUUAUGAGCUGUGACAGUGUUACUGUUUUAUGAGUAUAUGUUUAUUCCUACAAAAUACCUGCGGGACUAAUGAGCAAAACAUAGAUUUUUUUAAGUCUUCCAUAUACUGUUUGACUUUUAUAUUUUUAAGUUAUAUUUUCAUACUGUUGUAUUUAAAAACUUUUUAAUCCCCAAAGAAAUGGAUUUGUUUGCCUUUCAUGGGGUUUGAGCUGGUGGGAGGAAGAAGUGAGGAGUUUUUACUUGGAAUAUUGGUAGGUAAUGACCAGUGAGACAAGAGAAGAUGCAGGGGGAGACCUUAAUUUAAAAAAAGGAUUCAGGGGAAGGUGAGCAACCUUUAUGUGCAACUAGAAGCCCGAGGUUGUGUAAAGGUCAGACCUGAGCGUGAGGCAGCUGGUCCAAAGCUCUUUGGCAUCUAUUUCUGGAAUGCAGACAGGUUACAGGUGUUGGUGAAUUCUGAGAAAGGACCCUUAGAGUUAGUUUGUGUGUCAAGAGGAAUCCAGACCUCCAGGCUCUCGUAUUUGUUCCUUGCCUCCACUGCAGCAGCCUGCAGGACCAGCCUUCCCUGGUACCUGUCACCUGCUGUCAUCCGCUCGUUAGCGCAGCAGCCUGGAGAACGUCUGCCUGGCCAAGCGAGUCUCUUUUUGCACCCUCCAGAGCUGUGAGUGGACUCGCAGGGCAGGCAGAGAUGAGAGAGCUCCCUGUCUAAAUCCACAGCACCAAGAGAUACUUCUAGGCCCUAUCCCCUGCUUGGACGGUGGCUCCUACUCCUCAGCCACAAGCCCCUGGCUCUGGGAGUUUGCUGAAUGUGGAGGGGGCUGAGCCCAGCACUUCGUGCUGUGGAAGCAGCGUGGUGGAGCUGCCCGGGGUUUGGUAAGCCAGCAGGCAGCCGUGGACGUACAGGAACGGGAAAGCCCACUGCUGCACUGUGGCGCGAGGACAGGCGCGGUGGAGGCCACUGUGCAGCCUUCUUUUUAAACCUGGGGGUUUUACUUAAGCAUCAUGGGUCUGAAUAUGUGUGGCGUGGGUGAGCCAAGCUGCUGCUCUUGAUUCUGCCUGUCCUGGACACAGGAGCACACCUUGGGAAGGCCCUCUUGGCCCAGCUUCCUCUAGGAAUGCAGACACCCCUGAGGAUGGGGACUGUAGCCAUGCAGUAGGAGUUGCUAGCGUGGUCAUCAUGGCCAGAGGAGGGGAGAGACUGGCAGUGAAGGAGACAUGGAGAGGGUCCAUCUUGGGUCCCGUAUGGCUCCUGCUCUUGUUUACUCCAUUACCCCUUCCAUCCCACACCUGUGGUCUUCCCCCACUCCUCUCCAGUGGGGGUCACUGAGUCCCCUUUGGGAAGACCAGGACUGGCACCCCUGGUGAGCCCAUCUGUCCCUAAUGGUAUCAUUGACUCCUCUCCUUUCUUCCCCACUCCCGCUCACUGUGGUUGGGUAACCUGUGGAGCCAUUUGCCACCUUUCUAAAACCCAGGCCCGCAUGGUCAGUCUUGAGUUCCUAAGGUUUUCAAAGCAGUCACAGAGGUGGGGGAGUUCCAGUCUAUGAAAAAUGGAAGCGCCAAGUUGUGUUGACCUCAGAUGACUCACCUCGAGGCUCAUCCCAGCUCCUGCUGAGCAGUAGAUAUGGAAGGCAAAAGAGGCAGUGCGAGCUGGGUUUCCCUGAAUCCUGAUUUUUAAAAAGGACUGGAGCUGUGGAGUUGGCUGAUAGAGAGUCUGAUCACAGAGGCCUCCUGGAACGCAGGCUUGGACAGUGUGGCAGCGUGUGUUCCGCCUUACCUUGUGUGGAUAUGUUCGUACCUGCACCCACUUGCGCACACACAUUCACAUGCUGCAGGAGAGCUUCCAGUAGUCGCUGGGUCCUCAUCUAUAGUUCACUGUCCCAUGAAAGUGGAGGCAGGGCUGUGAUCAGGACACUUCCUGAGCUGUCCUUCCCCUGGGAUGUUUCCUUACCGCUUGCUCCAAGGUGCCUUAUGAGGUGCAGCCCUUCACCGGCCAAUGGCAGGCAUCACCAUGCUUGAGAAGCGAUGGGAUACUGAUGGAUAUUAUGUGCUGUUAACCUGAUUUGUCCAAAUCUGGACUUUGACCAGGUCACCCAUGAUGGAAGCUUGCAAGUCAAGGUCAUGAACAAGUUUCUUGUAACUAAUAAACCGAUGAGGAGGAACUGUCAUCUAACUGGAA
Chinchilla lanigera (long-tailed chinchilla) is the source of this 3767-nucleotide messenger RNA. RefSeq names its product transmembrane protein 110 (gene Stimate). Gene Ontology annotation, molecular function: calcium channel regulator activity. The transcript has 9 exons. Gene Ontology annotation, biological process: activation of store-operated calcium channel activity. The record is from RefSeq and is a predicted model, not a curated record. NCBI's taxonomy places the organism in Eukaryota, Metazoa, Chordata, Mammalia, Rodentia, Chinchillidae. The coding region runs from base 116 to 1090 and encodes 324 amino acids. Gene Ontology annotation, cellular component: cortical endoplasmic reticulum; membrane.